Messenger RNA from Paramecium octaurelia, 1260 nucleotides. Lineage: Eukaryota; Ciliophora; Oligohymenophorea; Peniculida; Parameciidae. The record is from the annotation of a GenBank genome assembly.
AUUUAAUUAAUGAUUAAGACUGUCUAUGUGAACAUACCUUCGUAUAUUGAAGACUCAAACUACAGAUACAAGAUGCCAAAACCUUAACUUAAGAUUGAAGGCAGAGGAAAUGGUAUAAAGACCAACAUAAUGAAUUUGCAUGAAAUAGCAAAAGCUUUAAAUUGUCAUGAUCAAUGUUUAGACUUUUAUUUAACUUAGAUCCCUUGAAAUAUUUGGGUUUCGAGUUUGGUUCCCAAACUUCUUAUAAAUUUAAAAAUGACAACGAUGUGACUUGUAUUAUAAAUGGAGCCUUUUAGGAUGAUCAAAUACGAAAAUAAUUGGACAAAUUUAUUGAGAAAUACAUUCUCUGUUAAAAAUGUAGAUAUCCAGAGAUGUAUAUGAAAAUAAAAGGUGGCAAGAUUAUUUAUGGACAAUGUGACUCUUGUGGACAUGUUAGUGAUUUGGAUAACACACAUAGAUUGGCGAGUUAUAUUUUGAAGAAUCCUCCUGGGGGAAAUCAAUCAAUUAAGAAUGGUUAAGAUGAGGUUUAGAUGAUCAACAGUGAAGGACAGAGCGGAAAUAAAGAGGACAAAUAGAAAAAGAAGAAAAUUGUGGCUGCAGAAGUAGGAUUGGACUCUGAAUUGCUAGAAACCUUCUUAGCUCAAUUGAGAGACACUUAUAAUAGAUUAGUUGUCAAUGAGAAACUAGACAAUGACGUUGCUGAUAUGAUGUUGACUCAAGAUAUCAAGAAGUUCAAUCUGGAUAGACAUCUCAAAGAUAGAGUUUGCUAUUUAAUAUUUUAAAGCAUGUUCGAUGAAAAUCCAACUAAAGCCUUUGAAAGGAAUUAUGAGUUGUUGACUACCUACUUUAAUGACCUAGAUCCUCAAUUAGCAUAGUGUCAUAUGAUCUUGAACAUACAAUGGUUGAUGAAGAAACGAAACAUCGAUGAUAAAUAUUUUGGCACAGUCUUAAAAGGAUUCUAUGAUUACUCUUAUGUCGAUGAACAAUAUUUGCUAAAAUGGUUUGAAAAUUCUGAAGAGUGGAAAAAUGAAGCAAAAGAGAACUUCCUCUUUAAUGAAGAAAUUGAUAAUCAUUAUAGACAAUUGAGCGAACCCAUGAUCAAUUGGAUGAAGUAUGAUCAUUCCUGUUAUCAAUAUUUAGAUCCUAAGCUGGAUAGGAAGAGGAAUAUUAUGAAGAAGAAGCCGAAGGUGAACAGGGAGAUGAAUAAUAAUGACACAUCAAGGAUGUUCAUUUAUUAUUGUAUAAAUUCAUAAUAACUCC